AUGGAUGAGCUCAUCGUGGUGGAGCGGCGACCCCAUGGAUCCGCGGUGGCCGUCGUCACCAUCAACCGCCCGGGCGCGCUCAACUCGCUCACGCGCCCCAUGAUGGUUGCGCUCGCAGGCGCGUUUCGCCGCCUCGACGCCGACGACACCGUGGCCGCCGUGGUCCUCGCCGGGCGCGGCCGCGCCUUCUACUCCGGCGUCGACCUUACCGCCGCCGAGGACGUCUUCAAGGGCGACAUCAAGGACCCCGCCGCCGACCCCGUCGCCGCCAUGGUCGCGUGCCGCAAGCCCAUCGUCGGCGCCAUCGCCGGAUUCACCGUCACCGCCGGGUUCGAGAUCGCCCUCGCCUGCGACCUGCUCAUCGCCGGCCGCGACGCCGAGUUCGCCGACCCCUACGCUGCCGAGGCCGCCGCUCCUCACCGACCUUAG
This is a messenger RNA of Ananas comosus (pineapple), 429 nucleotides long. RefSeq names its product probable enoyl-CoA hydratase 1, peroxisomal. Gene Ontology annotation, cellular component: peroxisome. The record is from RefSeq and is a predicted model, not a curated record. The transcript has a single exon. Lineage: Eukaryota; Viridiplantae; Streptophyta; Magnoliopsida; Poales; Bromeliaceae. Bases 1 to 429 code for a protein of 142 amino acids.